Linum trigynum is the source of this 2363-nucleotide messenger RNA. Lineage: Eukaryota; Viridiplantae; Streptophyta; Magnoliopsida; Malpighiales; Linaceae. The record is from the annotation of a GenBank genome assembly.
CGGGCUAAUUACGACUUAUUCUUGAAGGCGAAAACUCCGAUGAUACGAAGAGGUAGAGUCACGAGAAAACGAUGUAGACGAUAAUUACGACAAUAUUUAACAUCAACGACCAAACUUUUAUACUCAAAUCCAACAAUUAUAUCAACAUUUAACUUUUAAAUUCAUGAAAUAAAUCAUUAAUUAAUUUUUUCAUUAAUUAAAUUCAUUACAACGUCAUCAUUUUGUUAAUAGUUCAAAAAUCGAUCAUACCAGCCAUACCAAUAUUAUCUAGUUCAGUUGAAGUAGGUUCAAUCGGCCGACAUUUCACCCGUGUAGAUUGUAGAGUGUCAGCCUAGUUAUUCUGCUAACUGCAUAAGUUGUUAGUAUAUACUAAACUAAUAUCCAAAAUGUAUGAACUAGUAUCCAAGUAUGCUGAUUUUACUAAAGUAUCUAGAUAACACAGACUAGUAUUCAAAACAUCACAAACUAAUAUCCAGAUAGCAGGUACCAACUAAUAUCCACAAUCAACCAACUAGUAUUCAAUAUGGAUACUCUCAUGUGUUAUUUGGAUAGUAAUUAUGUUCUGUAUGAAUACUAUUCUGUGUUGUCUAGAUAUUAGUUUGUGAAUUUGAGAUAAUAGUUGAUUCAUGAUGGAUAUCAAUUAGUAAAUCUUGAAUACUAUAUGUGUUCUAUAAAUACUUUAGUACUUGGAAUUUGGAUACUAGUUCAUGUAUUUUUUUAUAUCAGUCCGUUAGUAUAUGCUAACAAAUUUUCAAGUUAGCAAAUCAAUACUUGAGUGUAGACUCUAGACUCCCAAAUUUUAUUUUUCUUUUCUUCAUCCAAUUCUUUUACAAGCCGGCCCGCAGUCGAUUCCGCGAUUAACCCUCGCACUUCAUCUCAUCCUUGAGUCAUCGCCGCCGCUGGCUCCUUCUCCUUCUACCGUUACAGCAAUCCCCGCCGUCGCCUCAUCCACAUCCUGUCGUCGCAUUCAUAGCCUCCAUUGCAAGCUGUGGCCGCCGCCUCCUCAAUUUGGUAGGAGCCCCUGAUUUCAGAUUUUUUGUUGUUGUUGUUGGUUUCAGCUGCUCUUUCAUGAAUGAUGUGAGACAGAGAUGGGGCGACAAGUAUAGAUUCCUGGGAAUGGUUCUUGUAUGAAUAGAUUCUAGUACUAUUAACUGUUUUAGUAUGUAGUAGCAGCAGAGAACCUAUUUGUGAUGAAUCGGUUCUAGUACUAGUAACUGAAACCCUGUCAUUCUCAUGCCCUGUGCUUCGAUUGGGCGAGUGGCCUUUCGAUUGGCUUAUGGUAAAGCGAGAGAUCGGGGCUGAAUGGUUGAAAAUGGCCUGCUCGGUGCUGCUUUUUGACACAGAGGCCCUCUGCUGCUGUCAUUUGUUUGGCCUUUGGCCUGCCAAUUUUCCUUCCAUGUCGAUGCAAAUUGGGUUGCUUGGCAUUGUGGGCUUCGUGAAAGCUUUUGCUUUCCUUGUACAUAGUUAAUCAUCUAGGAUUUCCGAUUUGAUAAAAUGGUGUCACUUUUAUCUUCAGCACCGAACUCAGACUUCCAGUGAGCUACCUGUUUUCCUGGUUCCACCAAUUCAAUGCUUGGGGUUGGCAGAUCGCUUUCCGAUGUCAGUCAGCGCCUCCUUCGUAACGUAGCGUUACGAUGUCAACAAGUGCAAUGCCUCCGUGUUGGGAAUGCGGAGAUUCCAAACCACAAGAGGCUGCAGAUUUCUCUUCAGUACAUCCAUGGAGUUGGCCGCAGCAGGGCUCAUCAGAUUCUGGUGGACUUGAGUAUCCAGAACAAGCUUACCAAGGACUUGACCGGUGUCGAACUUAAUGCACUGAAGGAAGAAGUCUCCAAGUACUUGACUGGAGGAGAUCUAAAACGAUGUGUCAGUGGUGAUGUACAAAAGUUGAUAGACAGCGGAUGCUACAGAGGGAUCAGGCAUGUCGAUAUGUUGCCUUGCAGGGGACAACGUACAAAGACCAAUGCACGGACUAGGAAAGAACACACCAAGCAGUUGGGGAAAGUAGCAACCUCCCGCUGAAGUUUGUUUUGGAACACCAGAAAGUAUUCCGGCAAACUCUAGGUUGCACGGAUAGAACAUCAUUGAAAAAUUAGUUAUAAUGCAUACCUUCUUUGCCUUUUGACAUUGCGGUUUUGAUAUCCUCUCUUGGUAAAAUUUGAUGGUGCUCCCUAUACCUGGCUUAGUGAGCCAUUGUCGACUGGUUUAGUUCCAAUAUCAAAUUUUCUCGUUGAAUCGGGUUCAAUCACACCACAUGCAACUGCUAAUCAAAUGCUGGUACAAAAGUUUCUCCGCUGAAACCCAACAGUGGCUUCAACCAUAAGAGAAAUGGAAACAGCACGAGAAAAUACACAUGAAAUACAUUA